Messenger RNA from Meyerozyma guilliermondii ATCC 6260, 969 nucleotides. RefSeq names its product sedoheptulose-7-phosphate:D-glyceraldehyde-3-phosphate transaldolase (gene TAL1). Gene Ontology annotation, molecular function: transaldolase activity. Gene Ontology annotation, biological process: pentose-phosphate shunt; pentose-phosphate shunt, non-oxidative branch; carbohydrate metabolic process. The record is from RefSeq and is a predicted model, not a curated record. Gene Ontology annotation, cellular component: cytoplasm; intracellular anatomical structure. The transcript has a single exon. Lineage: Eukaryota; Fungi; Ascomycota; Pichiomycetes; Serinales; Debaryomycetaceae. The coding region runs from base 1 to 969 and encodes 322 amino acids.
AUGACCAAUUCUCUUGAACAAUUGAAAGCUACCGGAACCGUUAUUGUUACCGAUACCGGUGAGUUUGAGUCCAUCGCCAAGUACAAGCCUCAGGAUGCCACCACCAAUCCAUCUUUGAUUUUGGCUGCUUCUAAAAAACAAGAAUACGCCAAGUUGAUUGACGUUGCCAUUGACUACGCCAAGGACAAGGGAUCCAGUAAGAAGGAAAAGGCUAACAUUGCCUUGGACAGACUUUUGGUGGAGUUUGGUAAGAAGAUUUUGGAUAUUGUUCCAGGCCGUGUUUCCACCGAGGUUGAUGCCCGGUUGUCCUUUGACAAGCAAGCCACCAUUAACAAGGCACUUUCCAUUAUUGACUUGUACGAGAAGGAAGGUAUUUCUCGUGACCGGAUUCUCAUCAAGAUUGCUUCCACUUGGGAGGGUAUCCAGGCUGCACGUGAAUUGGAAGAGAAGCACAAUAUCCACUGUAACUUGACAUUGUUGUUCUCUUUCGUGCAAGCCGUUGCUUGUGCCGAAGCCAAGGUCACCUUGAUCUCUCCUUUCGUUGGAAGAAUCUUGGACUGGUACAAGGCUAGCACCGGUAAGGAUUACGAUGCUGAAUCGGACCCUGGUGUUCUUUCCGUUCGUCAAAUUUACUCCUACUACAAGAAGUUUGGUUACAAGACCAUUGUCAUGGGUGCCUCGUUCAGAAACGUUGGAGAAAUCAAGGCUCUUGCUGGUUGUGACUUUUUGACUGUGGCUCCAAAGUUGUUGGAAGAGUUGUACAACUCUCAAGAUGACGUUCCCCAGAAAUUGGAUGCAGCUAAGGCUCUGAGUGAUGAUCUUGAAAAGGUUUCAUACGUUGACGAUGAGGCCCAAUUCCGUCUUUUGUUGAACGAGGACGCCAUGGCUACUGAAAAGUUGGCCCAAGGUAUCAGAAACUUUGGUAAGGAUGCCGACACUUUGUUGAAGGAGUUGGAAGAGAGAUUUUAA